Salvelinus namaycush (lake trout) is the source of this 2723-nucleotide messenger RNA. Its product is annotated as transcription termination factor 1-like. The transcript has 11 exons. Bases 334 to 2379 code for a protein of 681 amino acids. The record is from RefSeq and is a predicted model, not a curated record. Lineage: Eukaryota; Metazoa; Chordata; Actinopteri; Salmoniformes; Salmonidae.
ACCAAUGCUGGGGCGACAACACGGGGAGACGGAGAUUCCCUUAUCGCUUCAGAUGUUUCCAACAUCCCGUCUUUUUAUUUGAAGACGUUCCUGGAUUAUUCUCAUCGGUGGUACCUGACACAGUCGAAGGAUGCAAAACGUCCUGAAGAAGAAGAAGAGCCUCUGAACAGGAACAGGAAGAGCCUGCCAGUAAGGAGGAUCAAAUGGACGGCCACCAAUUGACGGGAGAGAAAAGGAACAACUUCCUGAACAUAAAGAGCAAACAGUGACAGAGUUGGAGAAAGAGAGAAAGAGAGGAAGAAACGUAAAAAGCAAAAGAAGAAAGAGAAGUGAAUGGAGGUACCAGAUCCUGACGAACGAACUGAAGAGAGAACUAAGAAAAAGUCAAACAAGAUUCACACACAACGUGACGAGGCGAUGAGUAGCUGGAAGAAAAAUAAAACCCGUAAUGACACAGAGACAGAAGAGGGGAUGGACAGUGGCCUCUCAGCGUCUGCAGUAGAUGUCUCAGAUGUAAGGGUGCCAGAGGAGGCCAGAAAGAGUAAGAAGAAGCACAAGAACAAACAAACGAAGCUUGAAGAGGGAGCGGAAAGCCGUCAGACAGUUUUAAGAUUAGAUGAUCCUGAAAUCAUAGAACUAUACACUGAAGCGGUUGAGGGAGGGGAAAAUGUGGUAACGGAGGUACAGAAGAAGGUAAAGGAGAAGAGGAAACGAAAGGAAAUAGUUGGAGAGAUUCAACUGAACAUUUGUCCAGAUGAAACAGAGCUCCCAGGUAUUCUAGAACAAACUGGGAGAAAAUGGAAAACAACAUCGAGGCUGAGAACACAACCGGAUGGAGGGGCUGUAGAGGGCAGCAGGAGAAGAAAGAGACAACCAGAUGGAGGGGCUGUAGAGGGCAGCAGGAGAAAGAGACAACCAGAUGGAGGGGCUGUAGAGGGCAGCAGGAGAAGGAAGAGACAACGCUGCAGAGAGUCCGACACGGGAAUGGACAGUGUCCCCUCUAAGUCUGACAACAGGACUCCUGAUGCUGCACCAGAAUCUGAGACAGGGGAAGAUGGCCCCCAUGCAACCACGGUUGAGACAAGCACCCAACACCGCAGACGCAUCCAAAACGAUAAAGCUCUCAGUGAAAAAGAAUGGAGGGCUGUGAUUGAGCUCAAAGAGUUUGUUCCCAAUGUUGAGUCUCUGUCUGUUUUGAGGAUCAGAGUAAUGAUCAAGUAUGAUCUUGAUCGAUUCAAGGAAUUCCGAAGACAAGGCAUUUCCCUGCGAACUGGACGAUACAGCGCACAGGAGAACAAACAACUCAUGAGUAACAUAAACGAAUUCCUGGCUCUCACAGGGAUUGAGAAUGCUGCUAAACUCUUCCAUACAAAGCGCUUCAAAGACGAACUGACACAAAUCCAGAGGUUGAAGAGUCAUCACAGGUUCCCUGAAAGAAUAGCUGAAGGAAUCCCAAGGCCUUGGCAUAAGAUCUAUAGUCGUGGUGGGAGGAAAAUGUUUGAUGGCAGCAGCUACAAGGGCAGACGAAGGUUCAGCGAAGAUGAACUUUACUCUUUGAAAAAACUGCAGACGUUGCACGGCAACAAUUGGGUGAAGAUCUCGCAGUUGACUGGCCGGAGUGAAACGCCGCUCAGGAAGCGUUUUUCUCAGAUGUUCGCAAACUUAGGUUCUUGGAGCGAGGAAGAACUGAAGAGACUAAUGGAAGCUGUGAGAGACCACCUGCUGGGACAGGUGGAGCCUGGCAGAGGACAUGCCACCAUCAGGAAAGACAAGCUGUACAACAACAUCCCCUGGACAGAUGUAUGCCGGAGGGUUAAGACACGCCACCGGGACCAGUGUAGAAUGAAAUGGUUGGGUGUUAUGGCACACAAAAUGACAUAUGGACAACCAGUAUUCAGCGGAGGUGUGAAAACCGUAAAGGCUAAAGUGGAUUUGAUCAAAGCGUUGAACGCAAUGCAGGUGGAAGAUGCAACAGAUAUUGACUGGGAAGAAAUUGCUCACACAAUUGGGGGUGUGACUCCUUGCUACGUGCAGAUGCACUACCACAAGCUGAAAGUAGCCAAAGUGCCAUUGAGACAGAGCAUGUCUUUCUGUGAGAUCAUUGAUUUCCUGUACAGUAGUGUUCUGCCCAAGUUUGAAGAGCUCCUCCGACACAGUCAGACUGAGCCAGGAGAGACCGAGUCCAGAGAUCUCCACCAGGUUCAGACUGAGUCAGGGGAGACCGAGUCCAGAGAUCUCCACCAGGUUCAGACUGAGUCAGGGGAGACCGAGUCCAGAGAUCUCCACCAGGUUCAGACUGAGUCAGGGGAGACUGAGUCCAGAGACGAUCCACAAGAGCUCUUCCUGCUCUCAGAGAUCUUUGAAAAUGAGGACGACUGAGAUUAUUACAGCGAGGUUCAGAACAGUUGAUUAUCAAUCAUUUUUAUCUCUGCAAGCUUUAUUUUUUUAAUGUUAUUUCAAAGGCAGCUUUUGAAAAGAGUCGUUUGGAUGUAGAUGGUGAAAAUCUAUUGAAUGAUCCUGAACAUGCUGGUUAGGAGUUUUCCUUUUCUGAAAUUCCCUGAUAUCCUGGAUGCUUUGUUAACAUUAGACAUGAUUACACCCCCAGGGGCUGAGCAUCUGGAGCCUGGUCUGCUUAUGUGUGCAGCAACCCCUUAUUCCUGCAUCAGUAGCCCAUAUAUUUAUGUAACAUUGUUAUCAGGAAGUAUUAAAAGAACAUGGACAUA